AAGCCUAUAUCUUAAGUUUGGGAGUAUUUUAUUUAAAUGAAGUUUCUAGAUAUCACGCAUUUUUCUGUUGAGUAAAAAGAAAAGUUUUGGAAAAAGCGAGAGAGAAGUCGCUCGCGGGAGUCGCGAGUGAUCGAACUAGCUAGCAGAAGACAAACUAUCAUUCAUCGUUCAUAACAUUCGCUCUGAAGCAUAGAAAUGGGGAAUGUUUUGAACACCGAUGCUGCUGAAAAGCAGGGUCACGUGCUUCCACCUCAUAUGGGGGGAGGUCCAAUGAAUUUGGGUGAUCCAGAUGAUAGAACAUUGCGGAAAGUUGAAAGAGAUAUUCUGAUUUUGAAUUUGUUGAGAAAGAAAAUGCAUGAAGAGAAGUGCCACGCUGAAGCCGAAGUUUUAGACAAAUGUGGUGGGGAGGCAGGUCUUUUGGUUGGUAUCAAAUGUCGUCAAGAGAGAGAUAGCCUCUUGGAUUGUUCAAAGAAAUGGUUUUAUGAUGAAGACUUUCGUCAAGAAUGUGUUGAAGAAUAUUUGAAGCAACGCUCCUAUUAUCGAAGGACAGGAAAACCAGGGUACUUGUACAAAGAGGAGAUAGAUAAUUCUUCUGGAAUUCCUAAUAGUGCUACAAUAUAAAUUUGAUUCAUCUCAUAUCUGUGAUUUUACUGAAGAGCAAGUGUUGUAUAGUAUUUUCUUUUUCUACAUAAGUAAUAAAUUGUCUAUUUAAACA
Thrips palmi is the source of this 715-nucleotide messenger RNA. RefSeq names its product COX assembly mitochondrial protein homolog. The record is from RefSeq and is a predicted model, not a curated record. NCBI's taxonomy places the organism in Eukaryota, Metazoa, Arthropoda, Insecta, Thysanoptera, Thripidae. The coding region runs from base 196 to 621 and encodes 141 amino acids. The transcript has 3 exons.